AUGAAUGUCAAAGUGUCAUUUGGGGCUAAGGACUGUGUUGGCAAGGAAUUGUCUAAGAGAGUCACAUUUAGGAUUCACAUGAGAGUACACACAAAGGAGAAGCCAUACAACUUUGAUAUUGCAAUAAGACAUUCCCCUCCAAAAGGUAACCUAGUAGCGCACAUUAGGGGACACACCAAGGAGAAACCAUACUGCUGUGAGAUUUGCAACAAGUUUUUCUCAUAUAAAUCUAGUCUAGAGACUCAUGGGAGAAGGCAUAGAAAGGAGAAGACCCUACAGCUAGGUGGUCAAGUAAGCCACAUGGGACUUCAAACACAGGAGAAAUCAUAUAGCUGUGAGAUUUGCAAUAAACACUUCUCAAAUAUAUCUAACCAAAUACAACAUAUGGGAAUACAUACGAAGGAGAAGCCAUACAGCUACUUUUUAUCUACAUGCAAUGCUGUCCCUGACCAGGGGUGA
Messenger RNA from Penaeus monodon (black tiger shrimp), 459 nucleotides. RefSeq names its product zinc finger protein 271-like. Bases 1 to 459 code for a protein of 152 amino acids. Gene Ontology annotation, biological process: regulation of transcription by RNA polymerase II. The transcript is spliced from 5 exons. NCBI's taxonomy places the organism in Eukaryota, Metazoa, Arthropoda, Malacostraca, Decapoda, Penaeidae. Gene Ontology annotation, molecular function: RNA polymerase II cis-regulatory region sequence-specific DNA binding; DNA-binding transcription factor activity, RNA polymerase II-specific. The record is from RefSeq and is a predicted model, not a curated record.